Molecule: messenger RNA, 1949 nt
Organism: Mytilus trossulus (common blue mussel)
Lineage: Eukaryota; Metazoa; Mollusca; Bivalvia; Mytilida; Mytilidae
Product: major facilitator superfamily domain-containing protein 12-like
Exons: 11
Coding region: 363-1949 (528 amino acids)
Biological process (GO): carbohydrate transport
Cellular component (GO): plasma membrane
Molecular function (GO): symporter activity
Source: RefSeq, a predicted model, not a curated record
AUAGGAUAAAUCACAUGAUGUAAAAAUGACAGAUGGGAGUGAAAUGUAAACUAACUUGUUUAACAUGUGAUAAAUUGAUAUAAUUUGAGGAAAACAACGUGCAGAUCAUGUGUUACACUUUUGCUACAUUGGUAUAUUUGUGACUACUAUAAUUAUAAUAUAGUAUACAAUAGUUAAGCUUUACCGACAUGUUUGUGGUGAAAAAUUUCUGUUAUAAAGUAGUGCUAGCAUAAACAACAAUUAUGAAAGACCAGUAACCAUAAUACCUGAAGAUUUUAUAUAUACUGAAGUACAGCUAGAAUUCAAGUCACCUGUAAUACUCAUCAUUUUCUCAUCAUAGUCUCAAACAUAACCGUCUCACAAUGUCUUCAAUGGUCCACAAACUUCCAGUGUCUCAGAGACUUGGUUUCAGUAUUGGACAUGUUUUAAAUGAUCUGACAGCUUCCAUGUGGUUUAGUUAUUUGAUAAUAUACUUUCACCAAGUGAAAAGAUUCAAUAAUAUUUUAGCAGGAUUAUUAAUGUUAAUAGGACAAGUUAGUGAUGCUAUGUUCACUCCGUUCAUUGGUUUUGAAUCAGACAGUACUGUGGGGAUAUGUAACUUAGGGAAAAGAAAAUCCUGGCAUUUUGUUGGUACUUUAUGUGUAAUAGGAAGUUUUCCGUUUGUCUUUAACAAGUGUAUAGAGUGUGAAAACUCUCCAGACUGGGCACAAUUUAUCUACUAUGCACCAUUUGUUGUCAUUUUCCAGUUUGGCUGGGCGUCUGUACAGAUUAAUCAUUUAUCUCUUAUACCAGAUCUGACGCCAGACGAGGGAGAGAGAGUAGAACUCAAUGGAAUGAGAUAUGCAUUUACAGUUAUAUCCAAUUUAAUAGUAUUUGGUGUGUUUUGGUUGUUAUUUGAUCUGAAUGAUGGGAGCAAAGAUGCUACAAUGUUAAGUCACACAGAUAGUGAUAGAUUUAGGAAUCUUGUAUUUAUAGCAGUAGCCAUAGGGAUAGUAUUUAGUUUUAUAUUUCACUUGGUUGUUAGGGAGAAAGUGAAAUGUAAUCAGGAGAUGGUAGGAGAGGAACCAGGGUCAUCAGAAAAUCUUGUUUCUACCAUUGAAGCUUCUAUGCUUCAGAAAACAUUAAUGACGUGGAGAUGCUGGUUAAAAGAAUUUCAAUUUUAUCAGAUUGCUGUUAUAUAUAUGUGCACAAGACUAUUUGUAAAUGUAUCACAAAUUUACCUACCUCUUUACAUCACAGAAACAUUGCAGAUGGAAAAGGACAAUGUAGCUGUAAUGCCUUUAGUGGUUUAUGUCAGUGGAUUUUUUACAUCACUUGUUAUGAGACCAAUGAAUAAAAAAAUAGGAAGAAAGGCCACAUAUCUAGUUGGGAUUGUGUUUGGUGUGUCAGCCUGUGUAUGGAUGUUUUUCUUAACAGAAUCAACAUCUAAACAAACUUAUGGUGCUGCUGUUUUACUUGGAAUAGGAGGAUCUACAAUGUUAGUUACCUCCCUUUCUAUGACUGCUGAUAUGAUUGGAGAAAACACAGAAAGUGGUGGCUUUGUAUAUGGAUCCAUGAGUUUUACAGAUAAAUUAUCAAAUGGCCUAGCUGUUACAUUAAUCCAGUUUCUACAUCCUUGCACGGCCUGCUGUCCACACUGUAAUGCCUAUUACCGAACUAUUUUGGCCUUUGUACCUGCUGGCGUAGCAGUGGUGGCAUUUAUAGGUUUAUUAACAUUAAUACCUACAAAGAUAGGAACACGUAAAAAACAUUGUAAGUAUCUUGCCUGUUAUGAUUUUAAUUUUUGGGUUAAGUCCCCAAUUCAGAAGAAAAUGAGGCGCUUGGAGCCGAUUGUUAAUAAUGGUGCAGUGAAAUCUCAGGAAAAUAAUACAAACAUCUACUAUGACACUGAAGAUGAUGUUAAACAGCCGUUACUUAGAAAGAAAACUCCUAGUAUAAAUAAUAGCUGA